Molecule: messenger RNA, 5754 nt
Organism: Osmia lignaria (orchard mason bee)
Lineage: Eukaryota; Metazoa; Arthropoda; Insecta; Hymenoptera; Megachilidae
Source: RefSeq, a predicted model, not a curated record
CGCGAACACGCGCGCAUACGCCGCGCUAAUGCUUGCCUAUCAUGGUCGUCUCGCGUGCAAAGCAAACUGACCGGAACUUUCGCCCGCUUUCUCACCCUUCGUUCGGCUCUUCGUCGUCGCUAAGAAUUCUGGCGUUGUUUGGAAAAAAUCAAAAUGUCAAAACGCGUUCACUGUCGUCUGAAACAAUUAAACCAAGAAAAGAUAAUAUAAAAUUUAUAUUAUCUAUACAGCAUUAUAUUGAAAUGAAAAAUUAAUCGUAUCUAUUUCUACCACUCCAGUCCACGUGUGUAGAUCCUCUUCAAAAUGCUCUCUUUCUUUUUUUCUUUUUUUAAUAGAACGUUGUUAAACAGAUUGUUGCUAUUUUAAGAUAUCGACGCGGCGCGGUCGUACAUUUCACGAGCAAUGAUUUAAGCGUUUCUAAACGAUCGAAUAAAACUAGACAGACGGUUUGGAAAAACAUACGGAUUUGUUGUUCUUACGCGUUGAUCGCGCGAAAGAAGUGAAUGAGCGAAACGGGAUUGCGCAACGUUUUCACGGAAACAUUUAUUAUAGCUCGCAAUACGACAACUGACUUUUGUUUGUUUAUAACGGUUUCGAAGAAAAAAGAUUGAAAAACGAAAUAAAAUUGAAUUUUAAUUGUAAUUCGUCUAAUGGACUACGCGGAUGUUUAUACGAUAUCGUAUUUUUAAUAGAGGACAGUAUAAGAAAAUAGAAGUUGGACAGAGACACGUUUUCUCAUCAGAGGAUUCUAAAAAUAUUCUAUGCACGUUGAUUGAAAUUCGCGAAACUUACGGAUACUAAUUCUAAUCGUAGCUCGCAUAGAAUCAACGGAUGACUUCCUAAUUUCUGUAUCCGCGAAAACGGGUCAAAGUUAUUUUCGCGCGAGGCCUGCCGUGUCCGAAACAGCCGCCAACGCUACUCCGCCAUCGAGAAAUGCAUCAGGCUAGACCUAGAGUCAGUCAUUUUACGGUCUCGACCUAAAGCUGGUGGUCACAUGCGGUGCUUUCGCGGAAACGGAGAAUCCCUUAGGUCUCGUCGUUCACUUAGGAACAUCUUGAAACAUUCCGCGUCAAACGAGCAAGUAAACGGACCGUUUUAAUAGAAGUAGCUCAAUGUCGUCUAAAUAAGGAUCGACGCGAAAAAACGGAAAAAAUCAAAAAGAAAGUCAUUAUUUUCAAUAUGAAAUUAGAUUUAGAAUUGAAAUGUUAAAGUUUAAAAAAAGAAGAAAAUAGAAAAUUUAAAUUUCAGGAAUAUGAAAGAGGCGCCCAGUCGUAGCAGAGGAUCAAAAAUGUCGGAGACGGAAGAUAUCCGAGCGAUAGUAGACGGAAAUGAUUUCCACAGCAUCGUCGAGGGAGAGAGCGGAAGAUCCAGCUCGGUGGACUACUUAGACACCUACGAGGACAUCCCUAAGGAAACUACAAAGGGAUUCGCUGAGACUAAACAGGAAGAUAUUAAGAAGAAAGAGGAAACGUUCGCAGAGAACGAGAGAAAAUCGAUCGAACUAGAGAAGAAAGAAGCCACGCGACCAGCGUGUUCGAGCAUAGAACCGGCGGCGAACGAAAACAACAAAUCCGUUGGACGGGAAGUGAGGACAGGUAGCACCGAUGGACGUAACGAGAACCUGCCAGCCGGUGAGUGGAAUUCAUUGCCGCUACUGGUAGAGAGUCUUCGUGCGGCCCUCGAACUCUCCCUAGGGAGCCGUCGCGACGACGAGACGUCCGCGUUGCCCGAGGAUUCCGGCAUCGACUCUGAGGAGGACUUCCGUAUACGUGGCUCGAUGGAACAAGCGCUGGGUGGUAACAGCAAAGAGCCAGAGCUUAAGAAGGACUUGAAGUUCCUCGAGGAUCUCUUAUUGUCCGACAUAGAGACCGCGUUGUCGCGUCUCAGAGAAACUUUAGAAAGAAUCGACGUGGCUGCUUUAGCUAGACACGGUGCGGCUUCUGAUCCUACCAGCAAGAUACAACUGCUGCGUCUGGUGUCCAGUUUGUUAUCCAGACUGCAAGUGCCCGAAGAAGUACCGGAGAAGGUUACGGUUUUACCAUCUACCUCGUUGAGUCGCAGACGUCGAGGGACCAGGCACACGAUAGGAGUCUCCACCGAGGAAUUAGCUCGCGCGAGGAAGUGGUUAGAGGAAGAAAGGAACGGUUACCAACGAGACGAUGUGUUGACAAUCGCGAGGGAACAGAAAGACUUAACGUCCCCUUGUAACGUGGCUGUGAAAUCAGAGGAGAUCCGCGACAAGUGUAUCAAAGACGCCAUCAAUCAGCGUCAAUUGUUAGAGGACAAAAAUAAGGAGAUCAGAGAUAAUUGUGCGUAUCGUGGGAUCCAACAGCUGGAGACUGGGAACGAUAAGGUUACAGGAGAGUCUGAUAUGUACCAAGCUUCGUACAGGACAAACGGUAAUUAUAAAGAGAACGAGAAUAACAGCGAGGAUAACGAGGAGAGAUCUCGAGUGAGCAAACUAGCCGCUGCGCUCAGGCAACGCGCCGAGUUGGCUACUUCCGGUGUUGGUAAGUACGGGAAUAAUAAAUUCAUUGCGAAGAAAUCGAAGAUCAAGCGUGCGAAUACUAUAGACAUACCGAGUUAUUUGAAGCUUCAAGAGAGUCUCGGACACGAAAGCACCGGUUGCGUUUCCCUCCGGAGGCCCAUCAACGUGGGCGACAAAGUCUCCUUCAAUUCCAUCAACGCUAUCGUGCCUACUUUCCAACCGAAAACGGAGAACGACAGAAAAUUUCUGGCUCUGAUAAAUAAGAACAACGAGGCUCCAUCGAGCACGCCUGUGGUUCCUUUCAAAAUCAAUGGGAAAACAAUGGAUAUGUCGUCGUUGACUAACGAGAACUGGAACAGCAGGUUCUCCAACAUCAAAACGAGCUUCGAUAAAUCAGCUAUGCCCGAAGACAGAGGAAACAAGAUGUCUCUUAAGACUCGUGCGAAUAAAAUGUUUCCAGGUGCGUCUGAAAUGUGUUCCGACUCAAAUUCAAAUUACAGCAUCCCUAAGACAGACUCUACGAUCGGUUUUCGACACGCUCCAUCAUCCCCUUUCCGGAAAAUCGAGAAACCGUCUUCGGUGUCCCCGUCGAAGGUGCCCCCGGCUUAUCACCGGCCAAAGAACGCUCCAGUUCCGACGAAUACAUUGAAAGAGAAAGCCAGAAUGAUGUUCGACCGAGAAAGCGCACAACCGUCUUCGAGAUCUACCAGAGCGGAAGUGGAUUCUCAGGAGAAGCAUGGAUUUCCUCGUCCACCAUGGCUGGAUCAUGAAAACAGAGCAAACGGUACGGUCACGGAGAAUGGAAAGUUAGAUUAUCGUUCUUUUUGCAAGCAGUUCGCUCCGUUUGUUGGCAAAUCUUCGUCAACCGACUCAAAGAAGAUGGAACAACGCGAGAAGAUUCCUGGAGUGGUGGACGGUAAGAUUUCCUUCAAAAUCCCAGAGAAACACGUACAAGUUCAUCGAUAUUCACCGAAGCGUAGGGAGUCGAAAGAGAAGUUCGAACCGAUAAGAGGUGCCAUGGUAAAACUUGAAGAGCGUGGACGCGAAGAGAUGGAACGAUCCAAGACGAAGAAUUUCACGGAUACCACAUUGCGUGGCAGUUCUUCGGUAGCUGUGCAGACUGGAAUAAACGACGAGCACCAGGACGAGGGACGUUCUUUCCGAGUGGUGCCAAGGAUCUCCAAAGGUACGAACUUGGUCUAUAACAACGUUUCCGUCCAGACUUCAGGAGACUUGGAAAGGCCUAAGAUAUCGGUCAGUGACACCGAGACUGGGAAGCAAUGGAAACCUGGUCACUAUGAACACUCUGACUCAGAUCAGACCUACGAGGAUCGUCAAAGAUUCAUUUUAGAUCAUAAUCAAAAUUACCACACUCUGUCCAGUGACUCUGAGAUCAAUGGCCCGAUGAUGUCUGGCAACGUGCGUCAGGUUGCAGGUGAACAGAUCCUCGCGGACCCAGUGCCCUUCCAAGAUUACCAGAAACCAACUGAAGAUCCUGAGACCCGUGAGUACCCAUCCUCCUUCGUCUCUCCUAAUUUAUACGACUACAAUCAACCAGACGACGCUCUGGACGCGCAUGAUCAAAAGGCAACAGACUGGCCUAACGAAGCUUCCACUUUCCCAGACGACGAAAACAUUCAGAACCAGGAUAUCAGCCCUGAAGUGGGAAUCGUGACGAGAUACACCUGCGCUAUAGCUACAGUCGCAUCCUCUGUGGACAGUCCCGAGCCUCGUUCCGAGGAAGUGGCGGUAGAUACAUCCUCGUCACCGUCUCCUUCACAGUGGUCCUGCUCCAGAUCCAGACCACCUACCAACGAGAACACCACGCCCGAAGACGAGAUUCGUCGGCACAACUUGUUGCAGCAGAGUCUCGUUCGUCGACUGCAGAACGAAGUGACAUCCUUGAACGAGCCACCAGCUCGUUAUCAGACCUCGAGUUACGCUCAGCAUUUGACAGUGAAUCAAUCUAAGAGCUUUAAUCAUCCUGCAGGUCAGAGUCAUCAACGAAGCUUCGACCAACCAGCGAACUUUGAUCAACCUGCUGGCUCUCAAGGAGCAAACAGAUACGGUAAAUUCCUAGCGCCUGUUCCUCAGAAGAAGCCAGAACCUCCUGCAACGCAUUCACCGGCUCCAAUGACCGUGAACAGAGUGAUUGCUCUCAGGGAAGCCUACGAGCAGACACCCAACAGCACCCAACCGAAACCUCUUCAGAAAGAACGCUCUCCGAUACCAAACGGUGCGACUCACAUCGACUCCAGCGACGAGUAUCUAGUCUCUUGUGCUACUAAACCAUCAAGAUCCAUCGUCCUCUCGAAAUCAGAGUCCUGGCACCAGUUAGCCUUAUCUAACAGUCAGUCUCGCGCGACUAGGACGAACGUUCAAGCGUCGGUCUCUACGUUCUCUCACGCUGCUCAUCCUAAACCACCGAAACCGAGGUCGCCAUCCUCUCAGAAAUUGAGAUCCAAGCAAUUCGAAGCUUCCUCCAUGGCGGACAGCGUGAAGAAGAUGGAGGAUAAAAUCAGGCAGUACUUCGAUCAGCCAGACCCUGUGGAACAUAGAGAUACUUUGAGAAACAGACGUUCACCGAGAUUAGCGAACAAAGGAAUGGUUGGACUGUCCCGCAGUCGCACCAUGCCUGGAUUGUCCGAUGAAAAGCUACGUCUAUCGAUCCCGGCUACUCAACAGGCUCCUCUGUUGAACGUUAACACCGCGGACGUUGAUAAAGUGUUCGACGACCUGUUCGAGGAAGCCACGAGGACCGACAGCCAGUGCUGAUCGAACUGGAUGCUUCUUCGUCUACGCGUUACACUCGACACGGUGCGUAAUCAGGAAAUUCGUCGUGUCGAGUUUCUUUGGCUGAGACUGAUUCCUGGCCAGGUUGCUGAAAGACUGUUCGAAUAAUUUCUCGUCGCUGAUCACUGUGCCCUGACGGUUCGACGGUACCACGUUUUUCUUUUCUUUAUCAUAGCAUUAUCGUCUGCAUGGAGUGGAAAGAACGACGAGAGAAACAACCAAGGAAGAUCAAUCGAAGAAUCGCCGUUGCGACAGACUCGGAAGAUCUGAGAAUCUCUUUGGAAGAUAUCGUUCAUCGAGGAGACAAGACUGAAUUGUUGCCCGCGUUUCAGCGCCAACGGGGCGGACAGAUACGCCCUGCGUGCGCUUUGUUUGUUUCUUGUUAUUUUCACAUUCUGUUUUCUUUAAUAAGCCACUCGAGUCGCGCUGUUGCGAACACGUUUCGCGGGACGGACGUUCAGAGUCGCUAAGAA